Messenger RNA from Synchiropus splendidus (mandarinfish), 4068 nucleotides. It is a transcript of the gene eya3, whose product is annotated as EYA transcriptional coactivator and phosphatase 3. Lineage: Eukaryota; Metazoa; Chordata; Actinopteri; Syngnathiformes; Callionymidae. The coding region runs from base 172 to 1989 and encodes 605 amino acids. Gene Ontology annotation, biological process: negative regulation of extrinsic apoptotic signaling pathway in absence of ligand; positive regulation of DNA repair; cell differentiation. Gene Ontology annotation, molecular function: protein tyrosine phosphatase activity. Gene Ontology annotation, cellular component: nucleus. The transcript has 19 exons. The record is from RefSeq and is a predicted model, not a curated record.
AUGGUUACCGCUACGGUGACUUCCUGCCAAAUUGUGCUCCAUAUCAACAGACAAAGCUGAAGAAAUAAUCUUCACCUGGAAACGCUUAAACUAAAGUGUUGCCGUUUCUGUUCUAUAAAUGGGUCCAGACAGACGCAGCAGGUCCACAGAGUAGGCUGAGAGCAGGCAGACAUGUCGGGUCACUCAGCUGCAGAGAUGGAGGAGUCGCAGGAGCUGCCGCAGGCAAAGAAAGCCAAACUCGACUUGGAUCAUCCCAUCGACAACUGUAAUUCAAACAUUCAAAAUUCAAACGACAGCAGCCCAGGAGAUGUCUUGGGUUCAUCUCAGCAGGAAAACUCCUACUCAGCACUCUCAACGGCCCAACUGGAUCCAGUGGAGCACGAGUCGCCUGAUGGAGACGGAGCAGUGGCGUCUCAGGCCUGUGGAAACACCAUCAACUCAUUUGUUCAUUCUGCUGACGACGCAACGGCCACAUCCGAAUACACUCAAGAGGUUUAUCAGGAAAGCAACCCCGCUGUGACGUCAUACUCCAGCCAGGCGGCUUUCCCUUCACUGGCCCAAUCCACCGUAUAUUCUGCAUUUCCUCAAACAGGUCAAACCUACGGACUCCCCCCCUUCGGUGUUAUGUGGCCAGGCAUUAAAUCAGAGGCGCCCUGUGGUGGCCAGCCUGGAUUUCUCAGCUUCAGCUCCGCAUACACCUCCACCCAGCCAGGCCAGCUGCACUACUCUUACCCGAGCCAAGGCUCCAGUUUCACAACAUCUAGUGUAUAUUCCAACAUCCCAUCCGCUACAGCUCCCACCACAGCCUCCACCCCAGUGGCCCAUCAGGACUUCAGCAGCUACAGUUCCCUGGGCCAGAGUCAGUUCUCCCAGUACUACGCUCUGCCGCCCAGCUACGUUCCUGCCGGCCUGCCUGGUGGGGACGAUACCAGUGCCGGUGUCGGCGGAGCGGCUUAUUCAGCUGUGAAGUCUGAGGAGGCAGCUUCUGCUGGACUGCCCCCUAGAGAUGCCUUGCCUCCAGAGAACCUCCCCGCAGGCGCUGCUCUUCCCGCCAGUGUCUCUCUUCCUCCCGCCGCCCGAGACCAGGACGAUGUUGCACGACGGAAUUCUGUGGGUAAAGCGAAAGGAAAGGGAAAGAAACCAGAGAACUCCCAACCUGCCGACAGCGAUUUGGAGCGUGUCUUUCUGUGGGAUCUGGACGAGACGAUCAUCAUCUUCCACUCACUCCUCACAGGCACCUUUGCACAAAAGUUUGGGAAGGACCGAUCCAGUGUGAUGAACCUGGGCCUGCAGAUGGAGGAGUUCAUCUUUGAGCUGGCCGACACACACCUCUUCUUCAAUGAUCUGGAGGAGUGUGACCAAGUCCAUGUUGAGGAUGUGGCGUCAGACGAUAAUGGACAAGAUCUGAGCAACUACAAUUUCUUGACGGAUGGUUUCAAUGGGCUCAACGGUGGAGGAGCAUCGGGAACCACAACGGGGGUCCAGGGAGGCGUGGAGUGGAUGCGCAAACUGGCUUUUCGCUACCGGCGACUAAAAGAGAUCUACAACAGCUACAAGAGCAACGUUGGUGGUCUAUUAAGUCCAGUGAAGAAGGAUCUACUUCUUCGGCUGCAGUCUGAUAUUGAGAAUGUGACCGACUCCUGGCUCAGCACGGCGCUCAAAUCUCUGCUGCUCAUCCAGUCCAGAGGGAAGUGCAUGAACGUGUUGGUCACCACCACUCAGCUGGUUCCUGCUCUGGCCAAAGUGCUGCUUUACGGUCUAGGAGACGUCUUCCCCAUCGAGAACAUCUACAGCGCCACCAAAAUAGGAAAGGAAAGCUGCUUUGAACGAAUCAUCUCUCGGUUUGGGAAGAAAGUGACGUACGUGGUGAUUGGCGACGGUCGCGAUGAGGAAUUGGCAGCAAAACGGCACAACAUGCCUUUCUGGCGGAUCACCACGCACGGUGACCUCAUGUCUCUGCACCAGGCCUUAGAGUUGGACUUCCUUUAAAGAAGCGCGUCUCAUCCAGAUGACGACGCUCAUAUAUUCGGACGCUUUUGGGUCUCGCAGAGGAGGACGACUGUGAGGCGAACUGAACCGUGUUCUCAGUCGGCACCGCUAGAGUGACACUCGCGCCUCGUCUUCGGCAGCUUACCUCAAUGGCAGAACCUGGCACUGAUCUGGACACAGAAGGGAAAACCUUUUUUUUUUAUUUCAGUUUUGUUUGUACAUGUUAGGCAGAGUGCCUCUGUUUUCAUUUGUACGACGGUGACAACCAACCAAAGCUCCCUACUCUUCAUCAGCGUCCUGUUUUGCACUCGUGACUUGAACGUCCUGCAGGAUCAAGGUCACAGACCUCCAUCACUUUGGUCACUGGCACGAUGACAAACCGGCUCGUCGCUGCUGCUGCGCUCAAUAUGUCAACCAAUUUUAACUCAAGUUUUUGGGAAGUAUUUUAAAUGUAAUAAUGCUGGCUGCACAAUCUAUCGUGUCUUUUCACUCAGUGAGAAUUAGAAACAUUGUUUUUCUUAAAUCUGGUUUGCUUCUACUUCCUGUUUUUGUUGAUCUGGUGCGUCAUGCUUGAGCGAGGCUGUGAACCCGUGAUCGCCUUUUCACUUACAUUUGGUUACAUUGGUCCUGGUCCCUCUUUCUGAAUUCCUCUGCUCGUGACGUCACUUGAGAAAAGAACUGGCACUGGUGGGCAACAUCUGCUGCAGCUUGUUUAAGGCCCAUUCAACACUAAUAAUUUGGCUUAUCCGCUGUCUCUGUCCUUGUGCUGUAGCCACUCUGGUUUUACCGUUGUACUGCUGAGCAUUGGAGUCACAGACUACACACUCUACCAUGGCCUUGUCAGUCUGUAGCGCUGACCUGCACCUCCUGAGCAGUGACUUUUAAUAUCGGAAAAAUCCCCCCCUGAGCAAUCUAGCCAAGCUAUUGCAGCGAUUCACCUGUGGGAGUUAGUGACUGAAAAUGUGACGUUGGCUCUGGGAAAAAAAGGGACUUCGGAUCAUUGGUGCACAAUCCUGUUCGGACCCACUGGUACCAGACUCAUCCUACCGUCCAACACGAGCCGUGCACUCGAAGGUUAACAAGCUCAAUCCAUUGCUAAUGUUUUACACAGCCGUCGCUCUUGGUUUUAUUUGAAAUGAAAGUUAUGUCUUGAGAAGGCAUUAAAUGGUAGCAUCUUCAAGUCUUAGACAAAUGAAAAGUGUUGGUGACGAUGAGGUUAAGGGGCGACCUUCGUCUCUAGUCGGAGCAGCGGCGACCAUCAGUGAGCUCAUCACACCACUGAAGCACUGUCCCAAGUGUCCUUCCAGAGUUUUAGGGUUUUGUGUGUGUGUUCUGUUCUGGAAGCACGGCUGACGUCGCAGCCACUUUGAGGAAAGAAUAAGUGUUACAACAAAAAUGAAUCCAUGUUUUUCAAAAUCCCACAACGGUUAAUUUUUUUUUUCAAACUUGUGAUUUUUUUUUUCUUGUGUUGAAUUAUUUUCUGACUAGUGAAUAUGACAUUUGUGAUUUGGAUGACCUUUUCUGUCCUUGGCUGUGUGACUCCAGUACUUUAAGUUUAGCAUUUCUUUUUCUCUCUAAAUUCAGUGUUUCGGAAAAGUAAAUUGCAACCCAUCAACAAUUGCUUUUGAAACGUGUAGCAGCAAGUCAGUUGCCGAGUUGAAAUUAUUGGUAGUCGUACAAGUUUGUGUCAAUGUUGACUUUGACCCCGAAGAGAAGAUUUUUCUUUUUUUUGACAAUCUGGAGCUGAAUUGUUGCGAAUCAGUCGCUGGUAGUGCAGACGGGUCUUGAUCAUUUCUGCUCAGAGUUUCGGGCGGCUGACGGAAGCACUCGUGAUCUGUUGCCACUGAAUCAUUCUGAGCCUGAAGACUUUGGUUGUGACUCCAAUGCAGCUUGACCAUUAAGAAUGUUUUUGUUUUGUGUAUUUGCUUGUGAGACUUUUGCAUAUUUAUAUCGUGCCUUUAACCAGCUGUAUGAAUAAUCUCAAAAGGGAAUUAUGUAAGAUUUUUUUUUACCACUUUACUUUGUGUUGUAUUAUUAUCCAAAGUGUUACUUUUUCCUGACAACUAAAUGCAAUUUUAA